This is a messenger RNA of Cooperia oncophora, 162 nucleotides long. The record is from the annotation of a GenBank genome assembly. Lineage: Eukaryota; Metazoa; Nematoda; Chromadorea; Rhabditida; Trichostrongylidae.
AUGAAAGCAGUGAUGGAGUAUGAAGGCUGGGGAUAUGCUAUACUCAUGCAGAAUCAUGACGUCAUGAUCAAGACAGUGUACGAAACAGUUUCUAUACUAGACAUGUUCGCAGGAGCUAACGACGUGCACACGAGGCCAUGCGAACGUAGCCGCUGCGAAUAA